AAAAAAAAUAAUUACUGAAGCGACACUCUCGGUCUGUAAUUCCGAGUGUGGAUUUCUUUUAGCUAUAGCGUAGAUCUAUUGCAGGAGAUUCUUGGGUUAAGUAGAGAAGAUGGAUUCCUCAACUGUUUUGUUUAACCAGCUCAAGGCAGCAGAACCAUUUUUCUUGCUAGCUGGACCCAAUGUGAUUGAAUCUGAGGAGCACAUUCUUAGAAUGGCCAACCAUCUCAAGACUAUCUCAACCAAAGUUGGGUUGCCACUUGUUUUUAAAUCAAGCUUUGAUAAAGCUAAUAGAACAUCCUCCAAAUCCUUUCGAGGUCCAGGGAUGAGCGAAGGGUUGAAGAUCCUUGAGAAGGUUAAAAUAGCAUAUGACAUCCCCAUUGUUACUGAUGUGCAUGAAACAAUUCAGUGUGAACCAGUCAGCCAAGUUGCAGAUAUCAUUCAGAUUCCAGCAUUUUUGUGUCGUCAGACAGAUCUUCUAGUUGCAGCUGCCAAGACUGGAAAAAUUAUCAAUAUUAAGAAAGGCCAAUUCUGUGCUCCUUCUGUCAUGUCAAAUUCUGCUGAGAAGGUAAGAUUGGCAGGAAAUCCAAAUGUCAUGGUUUGCGAGAGGGGAACUAUGUUUGGCUAUAAUGAUUUGAUUGUUGAUCCACGUAAUUUGGAAUGGAUGAGGGAAGCUAAAUGUCCUGUUGUAGCUGACAUCACACAUUCACUGCAACAGCCUGCUGGGAAAAAGUUGGAUGGUGGAGGUGUUGCUAGUGGAGGUCUUCGUGAAUUGAUACCAUGCAUUGCAAGAACAGCAGUGGCCGUUGGGGUGGAUGGAAUUUUCAUGGAGGUGCAUGAUGAUCCUUUAAAUGCCCCAGUGGAUGGUCCAACUCAAUGGCCUCUACGCCAUUUAGAGGAGCUGCUAGAAGAGCUUGUGGCAAUAGCUAAGGUGAGCAAGGGGAAGAAACAAAUGACCAUUGAUCUCACACCAUUUCGCUAUUAGGGAAUUGAAGACCUCUCUCAAGGAGUAACAAGGCAAAGUUAUUGGGCUGUAAGAUCCUCUUCCGUAGUUGAAUAACUAGUUUUAAGAAACUUCCACUUGCGGAUGCCAAAAUCAUGCCAGAUGCAUCCAGUUAGUGCUUUCUUAAUAGCCAUUGUUUCUCAGUUUCCACAGGUGCUAGAUGACAAGCUUCACGUGUAACUAUGAGGUGCAUCCUUCGAAUAUUGGUAUUUAUUGUAUUCAUACUGCAUCUCUUCACUAAAGUUAAUAUCGGAAGCUUCUCAUGUUACUGUUUUCA
Molecule: messenger RNA, 1277 nt
Organism: Populus euphratica (Euphrates poplar)
Lineage: Eukaryota; Viridiplantae; Streptophyta; Magnoliopsida; Malpighiales; Salicaceae
Product: 2-dehydro-3-deoxyphosphooctonate aldolase-like
Exons: 14
Coding region: 110-982 (290 amino acids)
Biological process (GO): biosynthetic process
Cellular component (GO): cytoplasm
Molecular function (GO): 3-deoxy-8-phosphooctulonate synthase activity
Source: RefSeq, a predicted model, not a curated record